Molecule: messenger RNA, 3978 nt
Organism: Macrobrachium nipponense
Lineage: Eukaryota; Metazoa; Arthropoda; Malacostraca; Decapoda; Palaemonidae
Product: palmitoyltransferase ZDHHC16-like
Exons: 10
Coding region: 235-1422 (395 amino acids)
Biological process (GO): protein palmitoylation
Cellular component (GO): Golgi apparatus
Molecular function (GO): palmitoyltransferase activity
Source: RefSeq, a predicted model, not a curated record
UGCUUUCCAUUUACAAAGAGUUAACGGAAUCGAACAUUGACAGGAGCGAUAUUGCUCGGCUGUUGACUGUUGAGAUGUCUUGUAAACAAAGGCAACAAAAUCUACGGAUCCGUAUUGAUAAGAAGAAGCAAUAAUUUUAUGAACGGCACCGGGAGCAGUAAUAAUUAGCUGACGAUUGGCAAGUUGAUACCAUAGAGUAUAGACCGAAUCUCGUAAUAUUGUACAGGUGUAAUCAUGCUGAUUUUGUGGAGAAAAAGGAUGCAGCGUUACUUGCAUAGGGUUGUUAAUCUGCCUCAAACAUUUCGAAAGUGGCUUCGAUGGAAAUAUGACUUAGUUAUACUCACAUUCCAAGUAACGUUUUACAAUGAGUUUAUGAAUGGCAGCUAUAUGUUGGAAGUAUUCAUGGAACCUAUGGUCUGGGUUGUUGAUCAUUUCACCAAAGCUUUGGGCCCUAUAUUGGUUGGUGGAGUGAUAGUCUUGACAAGUUCAGUGGUCUUCACUGUUUACUGGGUUGGAUUACCUUACUACUGGAACAAGUCAAAGUUACUCACAUCAUUUCUCAUAGUUUUAGGUCAUUGGUUGUUGAUAAAUGUUGUCUUCCAUUUCUUUAUGGCAGCCCACACAGAUCCUGGUACACCUCCUCAGGGUAUUCUUAUAAGUGAAGCAGUUAGUGUAUGCAAGAAGUGCAUAGCUCCUAAACCUCCACGAACACAUCAUUGUUCUGUUUGCAACCGCUGUGUUCUUAAAAUGGAUCAUCAUUGUCCGUGGCUCAAUAAUUGUGUUGGCCAUUAUAAUCAUCGGUACUUCUUUAUGUACAUGGUAUAUAUGACUGCGGGGACUAUCUUCAUCAUGUCCCUGGGCUUUGAAAUUGCAUACCAGGAAAUAUGGAUUGGCGGAGAGAGUGGCCCUGGUCUUAGUGAAGCAUUUGAUUAUGUGAUGGAAGAGGAAGAGGAAGUCCUGGAAGGCUACCCAGCAAGAGUCAAUGGCACUCACAUGAUCCCAGUGUAUGGUGGGACAACUGGUAGUCCUGUUCCCUUUGAGCCAUCUGCAGAAGAGAUAGAAAAAGAGAGAAUCCAUUACUGGUAUCGAUUUUCCAUCAUGUAUUGUGGCAUGAUUACUACAGGAGUGUUUUUCUCUCUUGGCGGAUUGGCUUCUUGGCAUAGUCGCUUAAUUUCCCGUGGAGAGACAAGCAUUGAAUCCCACAUCAACAAAAAGGAAAUGGAACGCCUUGCAAAAAUUAACCAGAUAUAUCAAAAUCCAUAUGACUUUGGAGCAAAGGAAAAUUGGAGAAUAUUCCUUGGAAUGGUGAAUGGCAGGGGUUUACUCCAUGUUUUGUUCCCCUCCACACACUUAGCCAGUGGAAAUGGUCUCACCUGGCCCAACUCCGUCCUCACCAAGGCUACUCAUGAUAAGGCUGCCUGACAGUUAAUAUGACUAUCAUUGUUUUUGCUUUUGUACAUAUCUUUCUUUUGGUGCUAUUUUGUUUGUACUUUGGUCAAUAUUUUAUAGUAAUGAAUAACUGAUAGUAUUGAUAGCAGUAUUUAUCACUGUAUAUUUUUAUCAUGUUUUAAUUUAUUUUUUCCUGUGGAUCAUUUAUGACUGUAAAGUGGGAAAAGAACAUUUCACACUUAUCAGGUAAAUUACACUACUGAUGUACAAAGAUAACACCUUAAGAGUUCAGUCAUAUGGUUGAUGCUUUUAGUUACUAGUUCAUAUUAGUUAAAUAUGCUUAGUGAAUAUUUAUUUUAUAUAAAGGGAAAUACAAGUCUUUUAGUUAUUCAGUUUAUUAGGCCUUGUAAAAUACAAUAUACUAUUUUUUUCAGGCAGAGGAACUGUAUAUAGCCAUUGUUAAACUUGAAAUGCAUUCCUUGAUACUUAAAUAAAUGUAAACUUGCACAGCAACAUUUAAAUUGCAUUGUUGAGCAUUCUGAGCAAUUUAGAAAAUAUUGUAGAAUUCUUGACACAACAUGAAACACUUGGAAAUUUCAUUUUAGAUUCAAGGCAACUUUCACUAGAAAAAGUAGUUUCAGAUUCAAGGCAUCUUUCACUGGAAAAAUUAGUUUCAGAUUCAAGGCAGCUUUCACGACUGGUUCUGGUUCUGAUGUUUGGAUUUAGUAGGAAAGGGGCAUCUCAUGUGCCUCUAGUUUCAUUUUGUUGCAUAAGGUACAUAAGGUACAAAAAAGGUUUUAGUCUCAAUACUGUAGUUAAAACAUUGAUAUCAUAUUUUGUACUUCAGGUUCUGGAAGUGAUUGUGAAUAGACUAUCAAUUUAUAGAUGUCUCAGCUUUCCUGUCGACUGCCAUUAUGUUAAUUUUCAUUUAAGUUUUAGAUUUUAAGGAAUCCCUUGAAAUAUAGUGUUAAGUGGUAUGCAAAAAGAAGGUUGAAAUGGGUGAAAAUUCUGUUGUUUCUACACUAAUACAAAAACUUGACUGACCCUGAAAAUACAAAUAUUAUUGUUUGUACAUUAUCUAGAGAGUUCAGAAUGAAGUCAUAUGUAGUGAGUCAGCACUGGCUAAGGAAAUAAGCAGAAGUGGCCAGUAGGAGGAUUGUGUCCCUUACCUUAGCUUCCUGUGUCAUUUCUACUUUGUAUCUUUGUUUGAACCUGCUUUAUGUUUUAAUUGCUUAAUUUUUAUCUUGAUUUUAUCAUUAUCUUUCAUUUCAUACAUUUCUUCAUAGAUAUUAGUGUUUGUCCAGGAAAGAUUAUAUUUGUGGUGUGUAAUUGUUGUUAUGCAUUUGUUUCUUUUUGUCGGUCUCCAGUAUGUUAGUCUGAUGGCAACAAAAUUUUUGGUAGAACUUUAAUGCAGGUUUACAUGUAAAACAAGACCAAAACAAUGUCCGGGCAUUCAGUUCAGUUCUCAUUGAAUGUUUUGUAAGAUAAUUUGAACUUUGCAUUCGUAACUUCAUGUUAUUUUGAAGUUUUUAAUUGCUUCUAACAAGGAGGUUUUGUUUUACUUUCAGUUAGUCUUGUCUGCCUGUUUAUUUACUAAAAAUAUUUUGUAAAAUGAUUAAGUUUUCUUUUGAAAAAUCAUUACUCUUACAAACUCAUUAAACAUGUAGUCCCCUUUGUUCAUGGUCCAAGUGUGCCCUCUCAUGUAGAUUCUGAAGCCACCACCUUGGUAAUUAUUUAUUUUAUGAUCACAAUUAGUAUUGUAUCAUGAAUUUAUUGAUUUUACAUUAAUAAUAUGUAAGUUAUGGUAUAAAAAAAGAACAGAACUCAUAAUACUGUAUGUCCCCAUAAUGGUUGGGGGAGGUUUGGUUGUUAGGGAUCACAACCAUCUGCAUUAGUGAAAAUCUGGGUGAAGUUGGUAUUCCCUUUUAAAAUUGCUUAUAACUGGUUAUUUUAAUAGUUCAAACACCAAAGACACCCUCUGGAAAUGCUUAUAACUGUUUAUUUUAACACUCCAAACAACAAAUAUGCCUUAAAAUGUCAUCCUAAAACCUUAUAAUUUAAUUUCACAAUUAUCUUACAACAUUAUCUUUAAAAAUAUAUGACCUACAACUAUGAGGGUACCCCUGUAUUCAGGCAGAGCCAUUUUCUCUCAUACAUUAUUGAAGCUGUCCUAUUGUCUUUUUGCAGAUAUGUAAUUUUGUAACAUGCGAUCUUGCGUAUCAUGCGACCCCCAAGUUUUCACCCUUGAAAAAUUGUUUUAUCAUGUAUCGCAUGUAUCAUGCGAGUUCCUUUUUUGAGAGACCAAAUUACAAUUGCCUAAACUUUUUUUCUCCAUUGCUUUUUCCCAUCUCCUAGUUAAUAAUAAGUUGAAAAAGUAGAUGAGAAUUGUAAAAGUAUCGUUACUAGUAAUGUUACAUAUACUCAUUGCGUAAAUGUGUACAGCCAUAAACAACUUAUGCGAGUAACAGCUGAUUUGCAAUGAACAACCAAAUCGGAAAACAACAGCUGUUUUCCUUACAUUUCAACCAUUAUAUGAUAGCAAAAAAUUACUGUAAUUAUGUUACAAAUGACAUUAAACAGAAUAGGACA